AUGUCUUCAAUUCAAGCCAAUCUUCUUCCCAACUUGUCCUUCAAUCACUUUCAGGCAUCAACACACUUAGUGGGUGUUGGAAAUUUACAGUGUAGAGUUAAUUUGCGAAAAUCGCGGAGGAAAUUACCUUCAUAUAGUUGCAUAAGGUGUGAAAAGAAAGAUGAAGUUAACAAAGAUGAUGAAAAGAAAGAUGAAGUUAACAAAGAUGAUGAAAAGAAAGAUGAAGUUAUUGAUUAUGUAAUGGUUGAACGUCCGCCGUAUUAUAGUUACAUGGAUUCCACUUCCGGUCAGCUUGAGCCGGCCUCGGGUGCUAGGGCGAGUAUUCCUGAAGUUGAGUAUUGGCCUGAAGGAACUGUUGAGCAAGUUAGGUCUGCUAGCGCGCCUACUCCGAAGGGAGAAUCGUUAGGUUCUCCGUCUUAUGGGAGUAACCCUGGGAGUAGGAGGAAGAGUUAUAGAACGUCGGUUUCUGGUUCUUCUGUUGAGGGUGAUGUUGAGGACAAUGUUGAGGGCAAUGUUGAGGGUAAUGACACCGGUCUUCCUGAGGUUUUGGUUGAACAACCUCAGGAAGAUUUGGAGGAGUUCUCGUCGGACUAUGUUGUUUAUCAGUCUGAGGCUGAAGAAGAGGUUACUGGGUACAAACUUGAUAAGAAAUUUGGAGCUCCUCAUCCGUUUGUUGAUCCGGAAGUUAAGAAGACGAUAGAUGGGACACUUACGAGUGAAGAAUUGUGGUGGAAUUGGAGAAAGCCGGAGAAAGAACAAUGGUCUAGAUGGCAAAGGAGGAGACCUGACACUGAAACGGUUUUCCUGAAAGCUAUGGCAGAAACUGGACAAGUAAAGCUUUAUGGUGAAGAACCAACAUUAACAGAAACUGCUCUUUACCGAGCCAGACGGCAUCUUUAUAAGGAAGAAAGGCUUGAGGCUGAGCAAGAAAAAAUGGAAAGGAUUGGUCCAAUUGCAUACUAUUCAGAAUGGGUAAAGGCAUGGAAGGGAGAUACAUCGCGUGAAGCUAUUCAGAAGCAUUUCGAAGAAACCGGUGAAGAUGAAACUGCUCAACUAAUUGAAAUGUUUUCCCAUCAAACUGCCGGAGAGUAUCGCAUAAUGAUGGGGACUGAUAUUCGCAUCCAGAGGGAUCCUUUAGCAAUGCGAAUGAGAGAGGAUCAGAUAAAGCAAAUAUGGGGUGGAGAUCCAGUUUACCCAACUGUGAACUAUAUUCAAGAUCCAGAUGAAGUAAUUGACUACAGGGGACCAGAUUUUCACGAACCAACACCUAACAUGCUUUCUUAUCUGAAAGAGCACGGAAAGAUCAUUUCAAGGGAGGAGCUAGAAAAGCUUCUGGAAAAGCAAAAGACUGAACAAGUUGAGGUGUCAGACAUCGAUGUAGCUAUGGCUAAAGCAGUCGAUAUUGGUGAAAAUGACGAUGAAGAGGAUAGUGAUAUUGAUGUUGAAGAGGCAGCAGGAGAGGAAGAGGAAGAGGUGGAAGCAGAUGGAGAUGAAGAAGUAGAAGAAGACGAAUCGAAGAUUACUCGUAAUUGGAGUGUUUUGAAAACUACUCCCCAGCUUCUUAAAUCAAAGCCAAAGCCAAAGAAAGAAGGUCCUAUGACACUGGAUGAGGCUCUAGGUGAUUCUGAGAAUUUGACUGAUUUCCUUUUGGAUUUUGAAGCAGAAUGA
Vicia faba (fava bean) is the source of this 1668-nucleotide messenger RNA. The record is from the annotation of a GenBank genome assembly. NCBI's taxonomy places the organism in Eukaryota, Viridiplantae, Streptophyta, Magnoliopsida, Fabales, Fabaceae.